AUAAAUUAUUAAAUUCAGGAAUUUUUGACGAUACUAUCAAAAGUAUCUCGUGGAUCAGUUGAAGAGAAGCUUCAAUGGGUAUUCGGACUCUACGACCUCGACGGUGAUGGACUGAUCAGCAAAGAAGAAAUGCUAGAUGUCGUUGAAUCCAUCUACGAAAUGCUGGGCCGCUAUACUCAGCCUCAAAUUUUGGAGCCACAUGCAGCAGCUAAAGAACAUGUCGAGCGAAUUUUCCAUUUAAUGGACGCCAACAAAGAUGGCGUUGUAACAAUCGAAGAACUAGUGCAGUGGUGCUCAAAGGACGAGCAGUUACUUCAGAGUCUUGACACUCUUGACACAGUAUUAUGA
Cotesia congregata is the source of this 348-nucleotide messenger RNA. The record is from the annotation of a GenBank genome assembly. Lineage: Eukaryota; Metazoa; Arthropoda; Insecta; Hymenoptera; Braconidae.